Suillus clintonianus is the source of this 1437-nucleotide messenger RNA. RefSeq lists its product as uncharacterized. NCBI's taxonomy places the organism in Eukaryota, Fungi, Basidiomycota, Agaricomycetes, Boletales, Suillaceae. The transcript is spliced from 2 exons. Bases 1 to 1437 code for a protein of 478 amino acids. The record is from RefSeq and is a predicted model, not a curated record.
AUGUGUCGCGCAUUUAAAGGUCCAGCACUUGAUGUCUUAUGGAGGAAUUUGCCAUCCAUAGAGCCGUUCGUCAGCUGUCUACCAACCCAUAUCUGGGGCUUCAGUCUCCGAGGAGAACUGAUACUGCUUAAGCCCAUCGAUACCAAGGCCUGGGCCACUUUUGAUAAAUAUGCGUCGCGCGUGCGCUCGAUCACACAAACUCGAGAUCCAACGCCCAUUAUUGAACAUCUUCGUAUACUAAUGUUGUCUUACCCUGAUCCAGCCUCGACCAUGUUUUCAAAUCUUCGAAGUUUGACUUGGAAUGACAAUCAAUCACACCUCGCUAUCGAGUUCUUGCGUGUGGCAUGUGUGCCUUCCCUGAUUCCCUUGGAUCUUCGCAUUACCUCAUUUUCGCCGGCCUUGAUAUCCAUCCUGUCCACUAUCGGGACCACAUGUCCUAAUCUCACCUCCUUUCGACCUCAAAUAGAUUUCCCGACGUUGAACAGUUGCUAUGUGCCCUCCCUGACACAGGCGAUAUGCCAGCUCCAUAAUCUUUCCACCUUGGCUGUGUGCGAGUUAGACGAUCCAGGGAUGGAGUACGUUACGCAGCUAAAGUCUCUGAAGACACUUUGGCUUCACAUAGCACCCCGACGCAAGGGGUCCUCACCACAAUCACUUGGUCUUGAACAUCUGGAUUGCUUGGUCCUUCAAGGUCUCAGACUCAACCAUAUAACAGACUUCUUAUGUUAUCUCCGGACCGUACAAACCAAACAUUUUACCACCGUCUUUUCUGGUAAUGCGUUCGGACAGCAACCCGAUUCUAUGUUCGAGUUCUGCGGCAUGCUCCUAGAAAGAUGUGACAACGACACUCUCGAGACCAUAACACUCUGCGAACAGUUUCACAACGCCUUUCACAGUGUAUCUGCGCAACCAAGCGACUUCAGCCCACUGCGACUUUUUCACAAUUUAACCCAUGUCAAUGUCAAGGCAGCAUGUAUCAUCUCGAUCUCUGAUGACGAACUAAGCGAGCUGGUAGAACCAUGGCCUAAGCUCAAAACUUUCAGACUCAGUUAUUAUCACAACCCCAACAGUACUUUGCUGCCUACCUUCCAUGGACUCAUCAACGUGCUUCGGCGUUGCCCUGAAUUGGUUUCUCUCUAUCUUGUCGUCGAUACCACGCAGCUUGAUGGUAUAGACGUCAAAUCCCCCGGCAAUGGUAUUCGUAAUGAUGGUCUGCAAGAGCUUGUGCUUGGCAACUCGCCGAUCAGCUCUCCAUUGUAUGUGGCUCUUGUCCUCAGCAGCCUCUUCCCUAAUCUGGCGGAAGUGAAUCUUGCCCCUUGGCUUAGUGGCCUACUACGUAAAUUUUCUAGCAAAGUACAGGUGAUGGAGCAAUGGAAGUCAGUCAAUCGUUUACUUGGCGGCUUUCGCACUGUGAGGACACGACAUUUGGGACCAUGA